UCCACAACCCGUUCUGCACUUUACUAACUGCUGUUUAAUACAUAUAAGAAAAUAUGUCCUACAACUGCCUUCAGAACGUUGAGUCAAACAGGCAACACUUUCAACGAUGAUGUAUGUAAAAUCUCCAGCAGAAUGAUGGCAAGAAGAAGGUAUAGUCCUCCAUGUCCGACUAUUCCAGGAUUUAAGAGUUUAAUUAAAUCGAUGUUUGUAUUUAGUGGGAUUACUGCACAAUGUGGUAUGGUGGAACAUUGAAUGCCCAGUUUGGUAACUUCGUGGAAAUGUCGUGCUGAGAGAGAAACCUGACCAAUGUGUUCGCUGCCUUGACAAGUUUCACGUUCAAGCCUUGGACGCAUAUUCGGCGGUUUGAGACGGAGUAGAUACAGUCCGAGAGGCGGCACGUUUGGUGAUUUCGGUUCACAAACCGUGUGGAUGUAUGACACUUCUUUAUUGAAACGUGUCGUUCAAGAGAAAACGAUGUGUUUUCCUACUGGAUGAAUUUGAUAUUCAUGGAGGGAAACGCAUCCGGUCCUACUUUUCCAAGAGUCUUCUUGAAGCACAGGGGAAGAUAUAAGUAGGGCAGCAUAGGAGCAUGGCUGACUGUCUGGACUAUUUCAGCGCAGCUCAGUUCAGACAAGAAUCGGCUUCCUAGCCGUCGCUUCUUAACCAGGGGCCAAGCCCCCCUCCGACACAUUCCUCCUUCACCACCUUCUCUCUCCCCUCCUCACUGAGAUCAAUGCUCCAUUAUUUAUAUAAUGGGAUGCGUCAAAUCCAAGAAGAGUGAUCCGAUCCAGUACGCCAACUCGGUGAAGGCGGACGGCAAUCCUGGGAAGUGGCAGGGCGAGAACACACUGCUGGUCCACUAUGAGACGGGGUCCGCGGUCGACUCUGCCCGGGUGGACCCCAUCCUGCUGGAGUAUGCCCAGCGGCUGUCGGAGGAGAUAGUGGCCCGGGCCGUGCAGCAGUGGUUGGAGGUGGACAGCCGCUACAUUGACAUCCCCUACAUUGAGUGUGAUGUGCCAUGAGGGGGGGGGG
Molecule: messenger RNA, 1032 nt
Organism: Salmo salar (Atlantic salmon)
Lineage: Eukaryota; Metazoa; Chordata; Actinopteri; Salmoniformes; Salmonidae
Gene: akap19
Product: A-kinase anchoring protein 19
Molecular function (GO): protein kinase A regulatory subunit binding
Source: RefSeq, a predicted model, not a curated record